Diachasma alloeum is the source of this 1041-nucleotide messenger RNA. RefSeq names its product doublesex- and mab-3-related transcription factor 3 (gene dmrt93B). Gene Ontology annotation, biological process: sex differentiation; regulation of transcription by RNA polymerase II. Gene Ontology annotation, molecular function: DNA-binding transcription factor activity, RNA polymerase II-specific; protein binding; RNA polymerase II cis-regulatory region sequence-specific DNA binding. The record is from RefSeq and is a predicted model, not a curated record. The transcript is spliced from 3 exons. Lineage: Eukaryota; Metazoa; Arthropoda; Insecta; Hymenoptera; Braconidae. Gene Ontology annotation, cellular component: nucleus. The coding region runs from base 1 to 1041 and encodes 346 amino acids.
AUGUUACGAGGAAAAUGUAAAAAAUCGAAGGAGAGUGACGAAUCUGAACAGAAGCAGAGAAGGCCCAAAUGUGCAAGAUGUCGAAAUCAUGGGUUGAUUUCUUGGCUUAGGGGGCAUAAGAGACAAUGCAAGUACAGGGAGUGUCUCUGUGCAAAGUGUGCACUCAUCGCCGAACGACAAAGAGUAAUGGCUGCACAGGUGGCGUUAAAGAGACAACAGGCGGCUGAGGACGCCAUCGCCCUGAGCAUGGCUAAAGUCGCGACGGGACAGAGAUUCGAUCAUCUACCUCCUGGGAAAAUAUUUGGCAUGGCUGUCACAGCGCCCAACAUGUGUCCCCCACUCUCAUCAUUUCAAUCAGAUGAUUCGAAUAAUCAGAACAGUAUAAAAGAUACUGCUGUUGGGCUUCAAAGUAACGAAGUUGAUAAAUCAGCUCCCCACGUAGAAGAUCACCCGGAAAAAACUCUAUGCAGUCCAUCUAAAAAGGACAAGAGUGAGGAUGCAGUUCAAAAAGAAAGGCCCGAAGUCCCGGAGAGUUCGAUUGAAACCCUCGCGAGGCUUUUUCCGAGCACUAAACUAUCAGUAAUACACCUGGUCCUCCAAAGAUGCGGGCAGGAUUUGCUAAAAGCCAUUGAGUAUUUCGCGAGCAGCAGCAGCAGUAGCUUCAUUGGUUCUCCAUACUCUGCAUUCCGUCCGCACAUUUCCACUUCAUCAGAGGCUCAAUCAACCCCAGACAUCAGUUCGGUCUUCCCUCUGCCCUCGAUCUAUUCGGGCGCCUUCUCAAGGAAUUUAUACAGCAGCAGCUAUUAUCUCCUCAACAUGCGGGGGAAUCCGUUGCCCUGCAAUUGCAUUCCCGAGGCGACUUCGUCUCAUGAGUUAGACAAUGGCACGUUCAAUGUUGGGUACAAUAAUUAUGUUAAUGUCAAUGCUUUGCAGCAACUGCGGGAGCACGGUGGCGAGCCUGAACUGCUACAUCUGCCGUCUGUCAUCCCAGGGAUACCGUGUAUUCAACCAAAUUGCACGCAGUGUUACAAAUAUAUUUAA